AUGCCUCCAAGCGCAACGGUCCUGCAAAACGAAGACGCCAGCAACGCCGCCUCAGGCGCCCUGGGCCUCUCGGUCAGCGGCCAGAAGCUGCGCAUCCGCUCCUAUCCCACUUUUGCUACCCUCGAGGAAGAGCGCCUCUACCGCAAGCAGCACCUGGCCGCUGCCUUCCGCAUUUUCGCCAAACGCGGCUUCGACGAAGGCAUCGCGGGCCACAUCUCCGUCCGCGAUCCCAUCCUUACAGACCACUUCUGGCUUAAUCCCUUAUCGAUGCACUUCUCGCAGAUCUGCGUCUCGGACUUGAUUCUCGUCAACGAGGCUGGUCAGGUCGUCAUUGGCGAUGAACCUAUCAACGCCGCCGCGUUUGCCAUCCACUCAGAGAUCCACAAGGCUCGCCCGGACGUUCACGCCGCCUGUCACGCGCACUCAGUGCAUGGGAAAGCUUUCAGCGCUUUUGGCCGUGAAUUGGACAUGAUCACACAGGAUGCUCUGCGCUUCUACAAGAGCCAUUCCGUGUAUCGUGAGUUUGGGGGUGUGGUGCUAGACCGCGAAGAGGGGAAGAGGAUUGCUCAGGCACUUGGUCAGGGGAAGGCGGCUAUUCUGCAGAACCAUGGUCUUAUUACUGUCGGUGGGAGCAUCGACGAGGCGGCAUUUUGGUUCAUCAGUCUGGACAAGACAUGCCACGCGCAGCUGCUGGUAGAUGCGGCAGAGAGGGGCAGUGGGCAUCAGAAGGUGAUUAUCAAGGAGGCCGAGGCGGAGUUUACAGCAAAGCAGGUUGGUGGGCCGGAGAAGGGAUGGCUGGGGUUCCAACCUUACUAUGAUGAGGUCCUAGCCAAGACCGGGGGUAGUUUCUUGACUUGA
This is a messenger RNA of Aspergillus tubingensis, 858 nucleotides long. RefSeq names its product class II aldolase/adducin family protein. Gene Ontology annotation, cellular component: cytoskeleton. Gene Ontology annotation, molecular function: actin filament binding. The record is from RefSeq and is a predicted model, not a curated record. Lineage: Eukaryota; Fungi; Ascomycota; Eurotiomycetes; Eurotiales; Aspergillaceae. Bases 1 to 858 code for a protein of 285 amino acids. The transcript has 3 exons.